AUGGCGCUAAACGUGGAGUUUAAUCGCCAGUCCAAGCGCGUGAAGGUCACACCCGGCACGACGAUGUUCCAAGUUCUAGCAGAAGCACGGGAACAGUUCGGAUUGAACGACUCGCGACAGUACCAGCUCCUGCACCGCAGUAGACCCAUCGACCUGUCAAUCCCCUUUCGUCUCACUGGUAUUUCGAACAAUGCCUCCGUUGAAAUGAAGGAGCUGGAGGGGGCGGACGAGGUGCAGCAAGUGCGCGUGUGCGUCCAAUUGAGUGACGGCAAGCGUGUCCAGGCAUCUUUUGGGAGCGACGCUACCAUAGAACGCAUCCUAACAUUCUUUAAGCUGCUUCCUGCGCCAGAGCAGUUCUCCCUUGGAUUCCUGCGACGUGAGGUUGAAUCACAUGCUUUCGCGACGACCACUCUGGCAGAUUUGGGCAUACUAAGUGGCUCAGCGAUGUUUCGCGUUCAAGCUACAGAUGGACAGCCGAGCUCCACUCCAAGCGCUCAGAAAGCUUCUGUGACAGCUACUCAUAGCAUCACCGCGUCUUCACAGAAGUCUCAUGAUUCGUUUGCAUCUACUACGCCGAGCCCACCCUACCAGCCUGCUGCUACAUCGGAAACGUUGAACCGUGUUCUUCAGCCGCAGACUGAGGACGUUGAGAUGAAAGAGCCUGUCGGUGAGAAAGGAGCAAACGAUGAGGAGAGUAUUAUCGGCAGUUAUGAUGCACUGCAGCUCUUGCGAGACAGCAACUUUGAUGCAGUAUCGCGGACAGCUGUCACGACACUGAUGAAAAUUAUCACGAAUGUCCUAUCCGAUCUAGAAAAUGAUAAAGUGCGCUCGAUCCGCUUGUCAAAUGCAGCAUUCACUCGUGCAGUGGGACAAGUGAAGGGGGGCCUGGACUUUCUUAAGUCUGUUGGAUUUGCAGUGAUCCCCGACACACAAAUGCUCAUGCUCAGUCCUAGCCCAAGCGAAAAAAGCGUGCUGGAGGAGGGUCUCCGAUUGUUGAGCGUUGAGGCAGAUGAUUUGAGCAUCUCGCCGGACACGCGCCCAGUUGUUCGCGAAAAGAAGACAAACCCGACUUUUGACGUGUUUCGGACGCAGAUUACCCGAGUGCAGAUGCAACCUCGUGGCCCAAGUACGACUGAAGUUCUUGUUGACGCUUUAAAGUCGAAACAAGACCAACUGCUUGGACACGAGAAGCCUCCUCGCAACACAACUUUACUAAUUUCGAGUCUUAGAGCUCGACGGGAGGAAAUGGAAAAGACGAAGAACUUUCGUACUCAGGCGAUGCGUGAACUUGACGAGCUUAAGCGUAAAAAGGUCUAUCAAACCGCUUUAAUUCGAGUUCAGUUUCCGGACCGAGCUGUCGUGCAGGCCUCUUUCCACCCGAACGAAACGAUCCAAGACGUCAUGGAUCAUGUCGCAGAGUGCUUGACGGAUCAGUGUAAACCUAACAGGUUUUACCUCUACGUAACGCCUCCGACUCAGAAAUUGGCGACUACAAAGACCCUGGCCGAGCUGAACCUUGUACCUGCUGCUCUGACGUAUCUCUCGUGGCUGGACAUGCCUCAAGCCGAGAAUGCUAGCAUCGGUUUUUACAUUCGUCAGGAUCUGGUAAGUGGUGCUGAUCUUGUGUCGAAUGGACUACGUUAUUAA
Phytophthora infestans T30-4 is the source of this 1647-nucleotide messenger RNA. RefSeq lists its product as uncharacterized. The transcript has 9 exons. NCBI's taxonomy places the organism in Eukaryota, Oomycota, Peronosporomycetes, Peronosporales, Peronosporaceae. Gene Ontology annotation, molecular function: protein binding. The coding region runs from base 1 to 1647 and encodes 548 amino acids. The record is from RefSeq and is a predicted model, not a curated record.